Molecule: messenger RNA, 3258 nt
Organism: Coniophora puteana RWD-64-598 SS2
Lineage: Eukaryota; Fungi; Basidiomycota; Agaricomycetes; Boletales; Coniophoraceae
Exons: 20
Coding region: 1-3258 (1085 amino acids)
Source: RefSeq, a predicted model, not a curated record
AUGGGCCGUCCCAAGCUGUAUUUUACAGAAGAGGAUCGCAAGGAGGCGAGAAAGCGUUGGAAUGCUACGCACUAUGCAAGGACGGAAGACGCAAAGCUACUGGUCGAACUGGUAGAGUUUCGAAGACAAAAAAAAUCAGACAAACGUACCACAAAGUCAUAUCAACGCUCAGGACCAGUAGAGGUCAAGCAUGACUUGGAAAGCGACUAUCUACUUUGUAACAGAGACAAGAUAGACCUCGGCGAAAGACUCUUUGAAUGUGAGCUCGAAGAAAGUCUGCUGGAGCAGGCUUUGCUAGAGAAACUACAACAAAUUGAGGACUCUAAGCAACCAGAAGAAAAGCAAGCCUUCUAUAGGCACCUCUUGAGCCCGUCUCCCAUCCCGCGUCGCUCAUCCAGCACCCCACAGGCCUCUAAUCGAUUUACGGGCGCGUCGUUAAUGGCCCACCAUCCCUCAGAGGCAUUCAGCAGUCCGAUCUGGCCCUCGAGCGCUUCGUCCAGUCCGAGCAAUCACGGAGACGAGUGGCAGCCGAUGGUUCAGGAACCGAGUAGCAUUUGUGCUAUUCCGGGUCUUGAAUUAGAAGCCAACGGAGCGCCCUCGGGAACUUCGAUCUUGCCUCCGGUACCGAACGUGCAAGAUAGCGGAGAGAUCAAUGGCUGGAUAGGCAGACUCUGCGAGGAUUUUAUUCAUGCAAGGUCCGAUGCACAGAGAAAAAACUUGCUAGACAAGAUCAAUGCGGUAUACGAGGGUAUAGGCGAUGUUAUGGAUGACGCUGUACGCGUUCGUGGCUAUAGGAAUCCGUGGUCACAGCCAGCCAAGGAUGUUCGUUGGAUUGUCGACGUCAACUUGGCUGUCCAAGAAGUUUUGAUGACCAUGGUAUUUGAAGAUGCACCGGCUCUCGCUCUCCUUAACACAACCAAGUCCGAGGAUAAACUUAUGACAAUGGAGUCUUACAUGCAAGUCAUCGACUUUAACAACGCCAACUUCGUCGCACCUACCCAGAAGAAAAGGGGCCGAAAGUCCAAAUCGGGAACACCUCCAAACGACAACAACGUAGCGCCCACACCUACCACCGACUCGGUCACUGCCACCGCCGACUCGGUCGAAACUACCGACUUGGACAUAGCCACCGCCCCUGCCAAGAGGAAGAAGCGGUGGACCACUCCCGAACAGCUCCGGUGGCUCACUGAUCGCAUCCCCAGCUACGUCGAGGCUGUCACGGCGGAGACCACCGAAGACUUCUGGCCUGAGCUCUACGGCGAUUGGUUCAUCGACUUCCCCGAGAAACCGCAGUCUCUGAAGAACCUCAAUCCCGCUACUAUGUCAAAGCAGGAGCGCCUUGUGCAUCGCAGAGCCAUUGACAAGCGUAAAGAUCAACUGUACAGCUGGUUCCGAUGGCACACGAGGGACGACAUAACCUCUUCGCGUGCAAUUCACAGAGCCUCCACUCUCCUCGAUGCAAUAAUCGUCCCUCGCACACGCGCCCACUCGGACACAGAAAUCUUCACUAGGCUAUACUAUGACGACAUCGAGCGUGAGCUCGCCGACGAUCCCGACUACCCCGGUUCUGCCCAUCCCCUCCAUCUCCAGUUCGUCCGAAAGCACGCGAAGGCUCUCCUUGAAAAAGAGAAGGACAAUGAGGCCAUCAUGGGUGCCAUCCAAGGACACAAGGAUGCCGAGGCGGAUAUCAAAGCGAAGUUAGAUGCGGGGGAAGGAUUAGCAGAGAGUCCAGAGGUCCUUGCAACAAUUGCUAGGAACCUUCCCGACUCGUUUAGAGAGUUGAUGGCGCUCUCGUCUGAGAAGGUGACGAGCGGUCAUUGCGAUGGUGUGUUCUACUCCAUGAUCAUGGGCUGUCGCGACCCGGUGACUGGCAGAAUGACUGUGACAAGUGUCCAUCUUGGCAACGGCCCCAACGGAAAGAACUUUGAAAAGGACUCCACCCACUGGAGUAAGGUCAAAAAGGAGUUCAAUGAAUGGGUCCAAACUGCUACCCCGCCGAAACCUAUCUCUAAUCAGCAAAAGCAACCGACAGGUGGCAAUGAGAUACUCUGCACAAAGAGCGGCGGGAAGAAGAGGGAGCACGAGAGCAAGGAAGGUCAGAGCGAUGACGAACAGAGCAGCAGCGCUCUUUAUACAAUCACCGAACACCCAACCGGACCUGAAGACGCAAACAUGGCACGGACUGGCGAUUUCAGUCUUGCAACACCAGCUGCGUCCCUGCCCAACCCGGGUACCACAUCGAUCACAACAACUGGAGGUGAUGAGCUGGUAUUCACGCAAUGUGAGCCGCAGCUCAUUGAUCAAUCGGCCGAGCAAGUCUACACGACGGACCUCACCGCCGACUUCACUUGUCAGGAUCUAUCGACGCUGUUCGUUGCCUCUCAAGAGAGCUCGCGUCAGCACCCGCCGACAUCAUACGGUGCCUCCGAUAUAAGUACGCAUCAACAGGGACCCCCGACGUCCUUCAUCGCCUCUGAUGCGAGUGCGCAUCAAUACCCGCCGGCGUCUUUGAUCACCUCCGAUGCGAGUGCGCAUCAAUACUCGCCGGCAUCUUUGAUCGCCUCCGACGCGAGCGUACACCAAUACCCGCCGGGGUCCUUCGUCGCCUCCGAUACAAGCAUGUACCAUUACCCAGCGACAAGCUUCAACCCCUAUAACAUCAACAUGCACCAAUGCCAGCCGACGUCGGCGGUUGCUUAUGGCUCCAGCGUUCCGGACACUACAGCAGAACUUGACUGGUCUUGGCUGGACGACAGCAGCUUCUCGAGUCUUCUCGCAGACACCGGUCUGGCUCACGGAAACGACCUGUCUAAUUACUCGGAAUUGCCACCAAACACCCCCUUAUCUCUUCAGCCCUCGUUCACUCCUCCAGCCGCUAGCCCUUUAGUAUGGCAACAGGAGAGCGUCCAACAGGCGGUCUUGCCAGCGGUUAUACUGUCUGAUGUCGCCCAUCCCUCAUCCUCAUCAUUGUCUGCCCUUCCUUCGCCUCCUCAGUCCUCGCCAGGUCCGGCAGCGUCUCCGUCGCUACAUGUACCAGAGUCGACAUGUGGCUCUCUUUCUGUACACGGCGCGGGUGCUGUUGUUGAGGCACCAAUGGAACACAGUGAAGGCGCGGAGCCCAAUUUGUACCGGCGCUCUCGGCGCCCUUUGAUGCCCAGCAAGCAAAACGAGAUAAAUAAUAGGAUCGGGGACGCGACCACCUCCACGAAGGCCAAACGGGGCGCUGAAAAUAUUGAGCAAGGUUCCACCAAAAAGUAA